GAAAAAAGACAUAGAGAAAACAACCAGCUCUUUCAACAACAUGAAAGAGCUAUUGACAGCAUACAAAAUGCAAUCAAAAGAGAAAUACCUCACUUGAUUCAUGAAUUUCAACUAGACAUUGAAGAAGCUGAUAAUCUAAACGAAUAUGUGAACGAUAAAUUAACCCUAUUUCGUUUUUUAAGAAAAAACAACUAUUCGUUACCUACAACAUUGUCUCUCUUACUAGAUACCAUCCGAUGGAGAAUAACGCAAGACAUUGAUCGAAUUCGUACUUGUCAACUUGUUGACUUUCUUUCUCAACCCCUUGUCUAUUUUCACAAACAGGACAGAAUAUGUAGGCCUGUGCUGGUUGUUCAAUUAGCGCAUUUACCCCAGCCUUCUGAAUGUGAUUCUGCUGAAUUUUUCACACCACUCGUUAUUUUCAUACUCGAGACAGCACGAUUACUUAUAUGGGAUUUAACACAAGAAAGAAUAAGAAACCAAGUAGAAGAUCCAAUUGUUUUAGAUAUGGUCGUUUUAAUUGAUUUUAAGAAUGCCUCUUCUUUACCCACUGAUAUCAAUCUAUUUAAAUCGUUUGUGACAUUACUCAGAAGAUAUCCAGGCUUGACAGGCACCGUCAAUUUAAUUAAUUUUGGGUGGAUGUAUCAAGGUCUUUGGCAAAUGUGUAAGCUGGUAUUAUCCAAAGAAGCUAAAGCCAAGGUCAACUUUCCAAAACCACAUGAACUCAAACAAUUGAUUAAAGACCAAGAUUUGAUAAAAGCAUUGGGUGGACAAGAUGAUUUUGAAUGGAGUCUCAGCCAAGACAAGUAUUAUACCAAAUACAGACCACCACUUGUUUUGAGUAGACGCAGUUCGAGUUCAUCUAUUUAUUAUGAUUCACUUGCCAUGACACAGGUAACAAGACCUCCUUCCUCUUUCAGUCUGUAUGCUACACCAUCCAAUUCACUUACGCCUGUUGCAAGUCAUACAAACCUG
Molecule: messenger RNA, 975 nt
Organism: Gilbertella persicaria
Lineage: Eukaryota; Fungi; Mucoromycota; Mucoromycetes; Mucorales; Choanephoraceae
Product: CRAL-TRIO domain-containing protein
Exons: 4
Source: RefSeq, a predicted model, not a curated record